GUGGGCCCACAAAUAAUGGAGAAUAGACCAUGCUCCGAGACCACCUACUCUUUCCCAUGGGCCAAUCAAAACCGCCUGUCAUCUAAAACUGCUACUCUCACCGCCCGUCACCCAAACCUACUUUUGCCCCUCAGAAAUAAAUUCAACGUAACCAGAGGAAACAGAGAGGGUGGGUUCCGAUCGCCGGCGCCACCAUCCAUGGCGGCCAUCUCUCUUCAAUCUCUCCUUUCCCUCUCCAAGCCCAGGCCCAGCAUCCCCCACCCUUUCCUCGCCCCCACCGCCCGAAUCUUCUCGAAAACUAACCACAGACAGUUUCAUCUCACCGGCGCAGUUGCGGACGGGCAUGACGUCAUCCCUGUGCAGAGCGACGAUAGAGUGGACCAUCCGGACGGUGUCGUUUUGAUGGAAAUGGAAUCUGAUGCGACGGAGGUGGAGCCGGCGGUGGGAGGCUUUGGGGCCGAGGCAUCUGGGAUGCUGUCGUUUGAAGGCGCCGCUGGGUUCUCCUCCGCUGCUGCUUCCGCCGUAGACGAAGAGAGUCGCCGGCCGGAAAUCGAGAGGCUCGUCGAUCGGACAAUCAAUGCUGCAAUUGCACUGGCGGCUGGCUCUUUCGCAAUAACGAAGCUCCUCACAAUUGAUCAGGAUUAUUGGCAUGGAUGGACGUUGUACGAAAUAUUAAGAUACGCCCCGCAGCACAAUUGGAGUGCAUACGAGGAAGCUCUGAAAACGAAUCCGGUCUUGGCGAAAAUGGUAAUAAGUGGGGUAGUUUAUUCCCUCGGGGAUUGGAUAGCACAGUGCUAUGAGGGUAAGCCUCUGUUUGAGUUUGAUCGUGCUCGUAUGGCUCGAUCAGGGCUGGUCGGCUUUAUGUUGCACGGAUCUCUUUCUCAUUAUUACUACCAGUUCUGCGAGGCUUUAUUCCCUUUCCACGAUUGGUGGGUGGUUCCUGUUAAAGUAGCCUUCGAUCAGACAGCCUGGUCGGCAGUUUGGAACAGCAUUUACUACACCCUUCUAGGAUUCUUGCGACUUGAAUCACCUGCCACGGUGUUUGGCGAGUUGAAGGCAACCUUUUGGCCCAUGUUAACUGCAGGAUGGAAGCUAUGGCCCUUUGCUCAUUUGAUAACAUACGGCGUAAUCCCAGUCGAGCAAAGGCUUCUUUGGGUCGAUUGUGUGGAACUCAUAUGGGUCACGAUCCUGUCAACUUACUCCAACGAGAAAUCUGAAGCCCGGAUAGCUGAAACUCCGGUGGAGGCGAGCGCCACUUGUUCGACGCCUACAUUACCGGAGGAGAUGAUCAAUCAGCAAUGACUGAUUAUUGUUUGCAGGAUUCGGACAUCAUUCCUGCAGCGAAGAACAUUAUAGAUGAAAAUCGUGCAUCAUGUGAAGUUGUCUCUGCCGAUGUUCUAGAACUCAUUCUCUUCCGACUACCCGUCAAAUCUCUCCUCCGACUAAAAUCUGUCUCCGAGUCAUGGAACCACACCAUCUCUAAUCGAGACUUCGCCAUUGCACAUCUUCGUCGAUCCAAGAAUUCAUUGUUUCCCUCUCGAAAGAAGUUUCUUUUCUGGGACUUCUCUAACCUUUUGGAGUUGAAAAACAAUGAAUUGAAGCCAUUCUGGGAUCACAAAAUAAAUGGUUACAUUGUGUGGCAAUGUUGCGACGGCCUACUACUCUUAUCUAAUUAUGAUUCCAGUGGAAACAUGUUUGUCGCCCUCUGGAAUCAAUCGGCCAAAACGUAUACAAAUUUAGGGUUUCCUUUUCCA
This is a messenger RNA of Andrographis paniculata, 1754 nucleotides long. RefSeq lists its product as uncharacterized. The transcript is spliced from 7 exons. The record is from RefSeq and is a predicted model, not a curated record. The coding region runs from base 16 to 1302 and encodes 428 amino acids. NCBI's taxonomy places the organism in Eukaryota, Viridiplantae, Streptophyta, Magnoliopsida, Lamiales, Acanthaceae. Gene Ontology annotation, cellular component: membrane; cytoplasm.